This is a messenger RNA of Oncorhynchus gorbuscha (pink salmon), 1125 nucleotides long. RefSeq lists its product as uncharacterized. Gene Ontology annotation, biological process: mitochondrial fusion. Bases 1 to 1125 code for a protein of 374 amino acids. The record is from RefSeq and is a predicted model, not a curated record. Lineage: Eukaryota; Metazoa; Chordata; Actinopteri; Salmoniformes; Salmonidae. The transcript is spliced from 12 exons.
AUGUAUUGUAAUGUGCAGAACAAUGCCGGUCCGGUGGUUAUAGCUUGGAGAACUUUCCAGUUCAUCAGCCCCAUCAUCACCUACAUGCGUGGGGGAUCCCAGCAGGUGGUGGUGAGGAUGCACCACGUGAGUAGGGUGAGAGGCCUGGAGACUCAACUGGUGUGGGCCAUCUCCAAGGAGACAGCCAGGCUUAGUCCAGAGGGCAUCCCCUACUGUGCCACCAAAGUGCAGUCCAUCACUUGGAUCCAGCGUGUGGCUGGCAGGGUGACCCACUAUGCGUCUCACCUCCGCCACGAGACGUCUGUGGACGUGACGCUUGGCUGCUACCAGCAGACUGAUGUCUCAGUGGUGUACACCACUCUCCACAUGGGGCUGGAUGGGCUUCUCUCCUCUUCAGCGUGGUCGGAGGCUGCCUCCUUCUCUACGCCCACCACUCAGCAUUUCACUGACCCAGAGCCUGAGGGCCACAACUGCUAUGAGGGCUGGGAGGAGGACCUGCUGCCUGAGGAGAGGGAGGUUCCUCUGCUAAACCUCUACCUUACCACCAAGAGAGUGGAGGACAUCGCCCUGAGGCUCGUCUCCCUGCGCCAGGCCUUCACUACCCUGCUUGGUUCCACCCUGAGCAGGAACCAUCUGUUUGUGGCGGGAAAGGUCCUCCUGGGCGCACUGGUUCAGGCCAACCACAUGGACGAGGCCAAGUUCAUAAGUACCUACAACAACUUUGUGGACUACCUGAGUGACCCCUCCAAGCGGAAUGACAUUGAGAGGGAGCUGGCUGAGGCAAAGAUCCAUCAUGUGAACAUGAUAGAUGUCCUCUUUGAGCUGGUGCUGUUUGGGAUGAUGACAGCUCAGAAGUCCCUGAUGGUGCAUCCUGGUGGGUUCGUGGAGCGUCUGUACGCUCUCCUGUACUCCUUCCUGCCCACUGCUGCCAACAUGGAGCCAGAGGCUGACAGAUACCUGCUGCAGCUCAGUGAUUUUUGUGACACUUUGCCACCCAACAGGGAUCUAGACACCAAUGCACUACAUUACUUUGCACUGAUUUUUACAUUUUUAAAUAAAAUAAGUUGUAGUUCAAAAACAUUUUGCCUCAAUUCGUCGGGGCAUGGACUCUACAAGCUGCCCUAA